AUGGUCUUGGUAGAUCUCUUUUAUCCGGAUAACGUAAAGAAGAGAGAACAAGUGUCAGAAUAUCUGACCAGGUUCAGAGUGAGGUUCGAAGACUUUAAAAAGUCUUGGAAUACAAUGUGCACGUCAUUCAAUAACGCUGUUAAACAGAAAAGACCGGAUUGGGUUCUACAGAAACUCGAUUAUAAUCCGACAUCACAAGAGCCGGAUUACAUACUCAAGGAGAUCAAGAGAGUAUUGGAAGACGCAAUAAAUAAAGUUCCAAAACUGGAACAGGACCUUGAUAUCAAAGAUAUAGCAGGAGUUUUUGAAAAGACGAAUGCAAAAGUGUUUCAGAAAAGUAAUUUAGAAAAAUUUAAGGAAAUCCACACAGCAUUGGCUUCAAUAUUUGGCAUAUUCCAGACCUCAAUUGUUAUAUGCGUUAUAGUCAUGAUAGUUAAGCAUGCAAAGCCAGUAUACAAAACUGUCGUAAAAGGCAUACAGCAUAUUGGAGUACUUGGACUACUUGGAUUACUCGUUGGAGGUAUUGCGGUAACUUUGUUAAUAAGUGCUAUAUGGGGAGCUAUAGAAAGUGAAAAAUUGGAAAAGGCUAUAAAAGAAUUGCGCACGCUCAAUGAGGAAUGCAUCGAACCCCUCGGUGACAUGCGCAGGAAGAUUGACGGAAUAAACCAGAAUAUUGCAGAUGGCAUUUACAAAAUAGACGAGCAUUUUUUCAUAAAAGAUAGGGAGCUUAAAGAAGAUCUUCCUGCGGAAUUACAGAGAUUUUUCGGUUUGAAUACCAACAACCGAUUCAUACACUGA
Molecule: messenger RNA, 798 nt
Organism: Paraglomus occultum
Lineage: Eukaryota; Fungi; Glomeromycota; Glomeromycetes; Paraglomerales; Paraglomeraceae
Source: the annotation of a GenBank genome assembly